AUGCCGAGCGACGCCCACGCCGCGCUCGCCGCGCUGGACCCGAACGCGGCGCCCGCGGACGUCGUCGCCGCGCUCGACGCGCUCGCGGCGUCGAUCGAGCGCGCGACGAACGAGGACGUGAACGCGCUGGCGGAGGAGACGCGACGGCGGAUCGAUGAAUUUCUGGACGCGCGAGAGAAUUCGAACGACGCCGUCGACGCGGCGCUGUGCGCGACGAGCGAACGCGUGGGGACGCGACGGAUGGAGUUCUUGUCGGCGGCGCUGACGUGGACGUCAGGGAUGGCGACGACGAGCGCGUCGGGGCGUGCGCGGCGCGUCGCGUGCGCGGCGACGGGCGCGUUGAUUCGAGAGGCGACGAUCGUGAGCGCGGUGAAAGGGAACGCGCAGCGGGUGGUGAAGGCGGUGCGGGAGGCGUGGGCGAGUGCGCGCGCGGCGAUGGAGGUCCUGAGCGAGGGCGCGUGUGAUUCGAGUUCGGACGAGGGGACGCGCGUGGCGAGGGUGAAGGCGACGGAGCGGGCGAUCCUGACGCUCGCGGGCGAGGGGUGGGGAUCGGGCGUGGUUAAACCGGGACAUAAGACGUUAAACCUGGAAGACAUGAUGGUAGACGCCGUGGGGUUGUGUGAGAGGCUUCAAGAGGCGUUGAAGGAGUUGAGUGAGGGAGCGAACCCGGCGCGUCCGCUCGCGCUCGUGCUCGUCGGCGCGCUCGGGAAUCUGAGCGUGAAGAAGGCUGAGCUCGCGGUCGGGUGCACGCCCGCGAUCGUGUCCUACGCCAAGGCGCACGUCGCGCGUGAGAAGGCUGAGAUCGAGGCGAAUCAGCGAUCGGCAUCGUCCACGGCGAGUGUUAGUAAAGAAUUGAAGAAUGUCUUGCUCGACGUGUUGCGAAACGGUCCGAGGCAGGCGGUCGAGGGUGGGAUGAUGAAUGAAAUCUCCACAAUUUGCCGCGAACUCGGCGGGGGGGAGGCGGUGGAUAGCGCGCUUCGUCACCGCGAGCGCACGGCGCAGGCGGGUGGCGCGGAGCGGUCGAGCUUUUUGACCCCCGCCGGCGGUUUCAAGCGAGCCCGUCUGCGCGAGCGCGAGCAAGUCGUUCCGCCUCCUCCGCCGCCGAUCGUCAUCGCUCCCAUGACCGAGCCGGGGAUCUUGCAUCAGAUUUUAGCCACGCUCGCAGCUUUGGUGGCGAGCAAUAAUCGUCCGACGCUGGAUGCCUUUGUCACGCAACUCGCGCCGCCGGCGCUCGCGGAUGCCAUUCUCGCUAACCUACAGCACCUGCCUCCGGCGAGUCAGUACUAUCUCGCCGGUCGCGGCGCGAACGCGCCCAGAGGGCCUCCACCGCCGCCGCCAAUCUCCACCAUGGUCACCGUGCCGGAACCUCCGGAGGAACCUGCCGAGCCGCUGUCACUCGUGGUCAAGGUUCAUGCGCUCGACGCCGAAGUCGCCGAGGCGUUUAGACUGGAGGCUAUUCAGCGUAUGCUCGCCGUGGGGAGCGUCGCCGAGGAUUUCGGUGGCGCUGAGAAGAUGGCGCUCGCCGGUCCACUCCGCAGCUCACUUCUAGCUCGACUCGCCGCGUCCGGAGCUGCUAAGUCGUCGGGGGCGAGUUUAGAAGAGGAGACGAUGGCCAUCGCCUCCGCGCUCCUAUUCACCGCCGACGGUGGUGGCGUGUACGAGACUGAAGGGGUUAACAUGCUCAUGAAGUGGUUGACGACGCUGUACGCGCAAGAGAUCGCUUUCGAGUUCAGCUACGUGCCGUACGAUCAAGCGAUUUCGGCCGCCAUCGAGUGUCUGACUCGUGGUGUGGCGGGCGCGACGUCCACUACGGCCAUGGCGAGCGGGGCGAAGAAGCCACUAUCACAGUUAUUGUGCGACGUUCCGUCGCUCCCGGGCGCGGUCUGGCACGCGAUUCGAGUGAUGUGUAGAUUAGAGGAAGGCGACGACAAGUUCCCGAGGACGGAUGAAACGACGGUGCUCGUGCUCAGUGUGCUCCAAGACAUCAUUUUGGAACGCCCGCCGGCUCGAGAUGACGCCUUGGAGGUGUGUUUGGCGUGCGCGAUGCACGAGGACGAAUCGGUGAGAGGUAGGGCGAUUCGUCUCAUCGCGAACCGUUUGUAUCCAGUCAAGUAUCUCACCGAACGCAUCGAGGCAUACGCCACGGCUGGUCUUGAGCGCGGUCGGGAGUCGGGCGAGCGCGCGCUCGAAGAAGCUCUCGAGAACAUUCAACGCGAAAAAGAUGCGAAAGAGGCCAAGGAGCAAGAGAAGGAAAACGAAACGGAAGAGAAAAUGGAGCUGGAUGAAGAAACGCAAGCUGUGGGUGAAAAGGAAGAGCAAGAGGAGGAGAAGAUUGAUCACCUUGCGAGGGCGUGCGACGUCGCCGUUGGGCCGAUGUUGCUGUACUGCGCUCUCUGCGCCAGAAAUCUCAAACUGCUGAAUGGAUUGUUCAAGGCGUACGCUUCGCUCAAGUCUGAGCUGCAAGGUGCCAUGCACCGUCACGUGAACGAGUUAGUGCGCGCCUGUGGGCCCAACUGUCUGGAGUUGUGCGACAUCAUAGCUGCUCCUCCGGAGGGCUCGCUCACACUGGCGGUCGAGUGUCUCAACACACUCGCCUCCAUUGCGGGAGUCCCGGCGCCGCCAGCGCUUCUCAACGCCGCAGAAUCACUCAGCGAGUCUCGCGGUGGCGAUGUCAAGUAUCUCGCACCGCUCGUAUGCUCGUUCGACGAAGAGCGCGUGCGCAACUUGCUCCCACAGUUUAUGCACGCGUCAAGUGACGUCUUUGCUUCGGUUUUGGACACCAUCCUUUCCGUUCCGGAGGAAGAAGCGCUGCUCAGUCCGGUCGAAUUAUUCAUUGCCGUGCACGAGGUCCAGGUCGGUCAAGACGGUGUCACGCUCAAGCAGCUCGUUGACGCGUGCACGGUGUGUUUUGAUCGCCCCGACGUGUUCACGCCGCAAGUGCUCGCCACGGCGCUCCAGCAGAUGGUGGAGUUCACACCGCUGCCGCUGCUCUUCAUGCGCACCGUCAUCCAGGCCGAGACGAUCGCACCACAGCUUAAGGAGUUCACCCUCGGCCUGCUGCGCACGCUCAUGAAUCGCCAAGUGUGGAAGAUGGACCAAAAGAUUUGGGAAGGCUUCCUUCGAUGUUUGAAGCGCGCCGCGCCGCAAUCCUUCCCGCUCAUGAUUGAGCUCCCAGCGCCCGUGUUCGGCGAGGUCAUGGAAAAAUUCCCCGCCCUCGUGCCCAGUCUCAAGUCUCUCGCGAGCAAGACCCAGGUUCCCAAGGCUAUCUCCGCCCUCCUGAGCGAGCUCUAG
Messenger RNA from Ostreococcus tauri, 3291 nucleotides. RefSeq names its product Symplekin C-terminal. The coding region runs from base 1 to 3291 and encodes 1096 amino acids. Gene Ontology annotation, cellular component: mRNA cleavage and polyadenylation specificity factor complex. Lineage: Eukaryota; Viridiplantae; Chlorophyta; Mamiellophyceae; Mamiellales; Bathycoccaceae. The record is from RefSeq and is a predicted model, not a curated record. The transcript has a single exon.